Molecule: messenger RNA, 4992 nt
Organism: Podarcis lilfordi (Lilford's wall lizard)
Lineage: Eukaryota; Metazoa; Chordata; Lepidosauria; Squamata; Lacertidae
Source: the annotation of a GenBank genome assembly
GCCCUCCUGAAGUGCGAUGAUGAAGGCUCUUUGGCUGCUGCCCUUGCUCACUGGUCUCCUUGCCACAGGAGAAGGCCUGGUCCUUGGGCGCUGUGCUCUGGCUCAGAGGCUCCAGCAGCUGGGCUUAGAUGGUUACGCUGGCUACAGCCUGGCCAACUGUGAGUCCACUGGGGGACAUCUGGGUCUUGACUAGGCAGGCAUGAGGAAAAGACAGAAUUUAUCUGAGAGUGGGGCAUGCGGUGUGUGUGUGUGUGUGUGUGUGUGUGUGUGCGCGCGCACACACACACACACACACACACACACUCCAUUUGGGGUGAGUAUUUGAUCUUCUGGGUCUCCCUGACCAUGUGUCUGGCUGUCAUUAUGAGGGGAAGGUGGCCUCCCUCCACAUUUCUAUAGCUAAUCUGUAACAUGCUCUGCUGCAUCCUGCUAUAGCAGGGGUCCUCAAACCUUUUAAACAGGGGGCCAGUUCACUGUCCCUCAGACACUGUUGGGGGCCGGACUAAAGAGGUGCCAGAAACAUGCUCUUUUUCAUGUUGUUGUUGUGUUUUUUUAAAAAAACCCUUGUUUCAAAAUAAUAGCCAGAACAGACACACAACAGGCGGUAUCAGUAAUAAUAUAAUUUACCUAUAUAGGUAAAGGUAAAGGUACCCCUGCCCGUACGGGCCAGUCGUGUCCGACUCUAGGGUUAUGCGCCCAUCUCACUUAAGAGGCUGGGGGCCAGCGCUGUCCGGAGACACUUCCGGGUCACGUGGCCAGCGUGAUGAAGCUGCUCUGGCGAGCCAGCACCAGCACAGCACAUGGAAACGCCGUUUACCUCCGCACUAUAAAGCGGUACCUAUUUAUCUACUUGCACUUAAGAGUGCUUUCGAACUGCUAGGUGGGCAGGAGCUGGGACCGAAAGAUGGGAGCUCACCCCGCCGCGGGGAUUCAAACCGCCGACCAUGUGAUUGGCAAGUCCUAGGCACUGUGGUUUUACCCACAGCGCCACCUGCGUCCCCGUAAAUUACCUAUGCCUCACCUUUAUACUUCAUUUCUUCUUUUGAUGUUGUUGUUCCUCAUGCAUGUGACUUUCUCUGCAUUGAAGUUUAUUUUCAAACUUGGGGAAGUUUGGGUGGAGAGCUUUCUUUUAAAGAUUAACCCUCCACUAUUUACAUGGAGAUUCCCUUGUACAAUAAACUGUUGUGAUUCAGACGUCUCUUCUUGCUAAUUCUAUUGCAUAUGUUGCCUGUGUUUUUGGUGCUUCCCUAACUUUUAAGGUUGCCCAGGUUGCCGCAUGGGAAUUGUGUGCACAACCGGUCGGUGAGGCGCUGCUCUGGCGAGCAUGGAGCCGGCCGGAGGGGAAGGGAGGAGGGGAAGGGAGGAGGGGAAGGGGGUCCUUUGCCGCCGUCCCCCCCUCCGUGCGCCGUUAUCAAGCAGCUGGUCUGGCAGUACCAACCGCAUUACCAGGCCUUUGUUACAUUCACGUGUUUUACCUCAGGGCUCUUCCUGCCCAGCCGUUUCCGAGCCUCAGGCCUUGCAGGCGGGCCAGGUUCAGGACCUUGGCAGGCCAGAUCUGGCCUGCUGGCCAUAGUUUGAGGACCCCUGUGCUACAGGGUUGCAGGAGUAGGGUUUAAAUGAUGGUGUGAAUGAGUGAACUGGGGUGAAGAGGAUGGUUUGUGCAUCCAUCUAGGGAGAAGUGGAAGGAUGCAGAGUAGAGGUGGAUGGGAUGAAGCCGGGGGCAUUUCUUGGAGAUGGAAUUGUUCAGAGGUGGAACAAAAUUGAAAUGACUACUGUAGUAGUCUGAACUCUAACAGCAUGAUUUCCAUUCUGGUUUGUUUUCUGUGUCUCCCCCCCCCCCGCCAGCUGCUGCGUCAGGUGUGGGGCAGGUAGCUGACACAACAAGCUGCAUUUUAUGAAAUCCUGCCCCCCUUUUUAGGCAAGUAUGGAAAGGUGCAGGGGUUCUGUCUUCUUUUGCAUCCGGCUAUUGUUAAAGGAGAAUUAGUGGAUACUCUCUGGAGACCGUCCUCCCAAAAGAUAUCUCCCUCAAGGCAGCUGCAGCUGUGGAAAAACCAAAACACCCUGAGUGGCUUCACACACAGACCUGCUCCAAACCGAGCAUGAUCCCAGGGGCAGAGGUGGGGAUGCAGCUCAGCAGAAUCCCAGAUCCAGACAUGCAUUGCCCAUCUGGUAGCAUGAGGUAGCUAUUGCCGUUCCUGUUUGUGAGGAGGAGGCCAGGCUCCUCAACUGUCCUGGAACAGGCGGAGAAGGGUGGGGCAGCAGUGCCCUGUGACUCCUUGCUGGGCAGCUCCCCUGCCCCCCUCCACGUCCGGAUCACUGACUCUCUGAACAGCUCCUGAUAAGGCAGGGUUUUGAAACACCUGCGGGGAGGAGGUGAAGAAUGGGGCAUGCUUCCCAGACUGUGUGCACUUAGCUCUGACCUGAUCAUGUAUCUGUCUCAGGGGUCUGCACGGCCUGCCACGAGAGCAGCUAUAAUACUUCUGCCACGCACUACAAUGACUAUGACGGCAGCACUGACUUUGGUAUCUUCCAGAUCAACAGUCGUUACUGGUGCCAGGAUGGCAGUCAGCCGAGUUCCAACAUGUGCAGAAUUCAAUGCUCUGGUGAGAAUCAGCUUCCCCUGGAGAGAAUUUUGCCUCAUUCAGAGAUGGAGAACCUUUGGCCCACCAGAUGUUGGCUGGGGCUGAUGGAAGCUAGACUCUAACGACAUCUGGAGGGCCACAUGUUCCCCACCCUGAUCUAAAUUGUGAAGCCACAUCAAACACUUUUGGGAGACAGAAAGGACCAGUUGUCCUUCCUCACCUUCUGCUCUUUGCAGGUGUGGAGUCCACAACCCCAAAGGUAAAAAGUAGGAUAGCCGUGGGUCAGCAGUCUAGCCUGACCAUAUUUGUACGUUGAUGUAUCUGCUGGCUGGGGCUUCCUCCCUGAAAUGCCACCCCCCACACCAGGGGAUUUCAAGUUACACAUAUAACUGAACAUUGUAGGAGUGAGACCUCAGCAAAUGCAUUUAUUUGACUUGGAAUUCAUAAGGGUAUAGAAAUAUUGCAUCCUUCUUGAUGCAACAGGGCAUUUCAAAUUGCAUGCUAAUGGGCAGUGAGUCAGUGACAACCAUGGAUGGGUCAAGCGAUAUUGUUUGGCCUACUUUACACCCUCCCUUUUUACCUUUUUAAUCCUUUUUUUACCUACCUGCACCCACGCCCCGUCACCUCAAAACUUAUCCAGACCUAUAACAUCCCAGCAGGGACCUUUCAUGUCUGUAUUCCAUCUUCUUUCUUUGCAGAACUGCUGACAGACAACGUCGCUCCAGAUGUGGCUUGUGCUAAGAUUGUGGUUGACAACUCAGAGGAUGGAAUGGGUGCCUGGUAAGAAGCCUUUGGGAGAAAACUCUUAGUGGUGUUUCCUUGCAAGAGGUGGAGGCGUCUGCCCAACCCAGUCACUGCAGAAGCACAAGGUCACGCUGGAAAUGGGAAAUGGCCUGUAACAUGGUUGUUCCCAAAGUGUGAGCUGGGGAAUACUGUGAGGCCAUUAGAUGAUGACCAUGGUGUGCAGUCACUGGACUAAGGGGUCUAGGCUAGUCCACUAAAUGUUCCCCUGGUGCCCGGGAAGCUUCUGCCUGGUGUGAUGCUCACAUGUGCAGCGUCAGGACAUCACAGUUUCACAUGCAUGACAUUGCCCCCCCCAUCUCCCUCACAAGCUGUUGCCUCUGGCCCUAACUGUUCCCCUAGGAAAACUUUCAGCGCUUGCCGCUGGACAGCGGUGGCCUUUGGGCUCUCAAUUUUCAGCAGUGUCUUGUGCUACGCUAACAUUUGGGAGGGGGAUACCUUUGGCACUCCAGUCUACAUCAUUGUUUUGGUGCCAUGUGGUUGAACUGGUCACACUACCAGCCUUAGCAUUAGAGAACUGCUACUCUGCCACAAUAGGGAUGUGGGUGGCGCUGUGGGUUAAACCACAGAGCCUAGGACUUGAUGAUCAGAAGGUCGGCGGUUCGAAUCCCUGCGACGGGGUGAGCUCCCGUUGCUCGGUCCCUGCUCCUGCCAACCUAGCAGUUCGAAAGCACGUCAAGUGCAAGUAGAUGAAUAGGUACCGCUCUGGCGGGAAGGUAGACGGCGUUUCCGUGCGCUGCUCUGGUUCGCCAGAAGCGGCUUAGUCAUGCUGGCCACAUGACCCGGAAACUGUAUGCCGGCUCCCUGGGCCAAUAAAGCGAGAUGAGCACCGCAACCCCAGAGUCGGCCACGACUGGACCUAAUGGUCAGGGGUCCCUUUACCCUUUACCUUACUCUGCCACAAGAAUCAAGUGACUGUGUCACCUAAGGGCUUCUCUGAGUCCACAUCUGCAAGAGAGGCCUGCCUGCUGUACCUCUGUCUGAUUCACUGGUCUUGGUUCCUUAUGCAAAGCCUGCCCUGUAUUUUGGGGGUUUCUGUCUUAUACCCAUGCCGGGUCUGACCAGAUCAUUAACAUCCCCAGCAGAAUCACCCUCCCUCUGCGGAGGCUGCCAUUUUUUGUUAAGUCUAUUUAUAUUUAUAUCUGACUCUUUGUAUUAGUGACAAUGUUCAGGGCAGUGUGUGUGUGUGUGUGUGUGUGUGUGUUUUAAACCAUCAUAAACAUUUUAAUAAUAAUAAUUAGAGAGUGGUGAAAGCAGAUAAAGCAAAGGCUGAGUUCAACACAUUCCUCCGGCUUCAGGUCAUGGCCAGCUUCAAGCCAAAUUGAGAAAAAAAGAACAAGUAGCUAUGUUUUAAGUUGGUAACGUACACAGCGUGUUGCUGGAUGUGUCCUCAUCUGUUGUUUUUUUUUUUCAUUUCCAGGGUGGCAUGGAGAUUAUACUGUCAAGGGCGGGACCUGUCUCAAUAUGUUGCAGGAUGCAACGUGUAGAGAAACACUGCCCCCUGGUGUCAGCAGGGAUGCUAAUAAACCAAGUCCACACUCAUUAUUAGGGUUAUUAUCUGGCAAGAAACAGCUCUGCUGAGUUCCAGAAAUAAAUGCAUUAAAACACA